CACCGGCCUCUGCGAGAGGAGAAUACGGUGUAUGUGCGGAAACAACAUGUCCGCUCCGCUCCCUGCUAUCGUCCCGGCCGCUAGGAAGGCCACCGCCGCGGUCAUAUUCCUGCAUGGAUUAGGAGAUACUGGGCAUGGCUGGGCAGAAGCAUUUGCUGGUAUCAGAAGCCCACAUAUAAAGUACAUUUGUCCACAUGCGCCGGUUAUGCCAGUUUCUCUAAAUAUGAACAUGACUAUGCCUUCUUGGUUUGAUAUUAUUGGACUUGCUCCAGAUUCACAAGAAGAUGAAACUGGGAUCAAGCAAGCCUCAGAGACUGUGAAAUCACUUAUAGAGCAAGAAGUAAGAAAUGGAAUACCCUCAAACAGGAUAAUUUUGGGAGGAUUUUCUCAGGGGGGAGCAUUAUCACUGUAUUCAGCUCUCACAACACAGCAGAAGUUAGGCGGUGUUGUAGCACUUAGCUGUUGGCUUCCACUGCGGACCUCAUUUCCACAGGGUGCCAUCAACUGUGUCAACAAAGAUAUUUCCAUUCUCCAGUGCCACGGUGACUGUGAUCCUUUAGUCCCGCUAAUGUUUGGUUCUGUAACUUCUGAGACACUAAAGACUAUGCUAAAUCCUGGCAACAUAACAUUCAAAACUUAUUCAGGCAUGAUGCACAGCUCGUGUAUUGAGGAAAUGAUGGAUGUGAAGCAAUUUAUUGACAAGCAUCUACCUCCAGUUGACGGAGAAACUGUGUGACAAGCCUUCUGUUAAAUGUACCAGCAUCAUCUGUAUUAGAUUGCUUCUUUUCAUGCAGCUGUUUUAAAGCAUCUUUGUGCCUACAGUGUUACCUGUAUUGCAAAGAGUUGAUAACUUCAUUGGGAAAUGAUGCUCUUUUCAGACUUCAUUGGCCAUGGUGUAGAUAAAAGGCAGAGGAAAGGCAUGUUGAAAUAUAAUUAGGCAUACUCUUAUUGCUCCAAAUUAAAAUUCCAUUGAUAACUGAAUACCUCUUAUUAUAAACAAUAGUUUAAACAGAAAUAUUUAUGUCCAAGAUUUGUUUUAUUACUGCUUGCUAAAGUGACACUCAUGUAUUGUACAUACAGUAUGUAGUAUGUAAAAAUAAGCAUGCAGUGGUAGAAUAUGUAUUCUUAAGGUUUAAAUUUAAUAUUAUUGCAUGUGCAAGAAAAGACUUCCAGUAUUCAGAUUAUCUCUACAUUUGAAAUACUAUUUCCUCUCUUAAGUGUGUCCUAGGCUACUUAGAAAUCUUGUAAGAAGUACUUGAUCUCUAGACAGUUUCCUACUGAACUGCCCGUAAUAAAAAGAAAUGUAGUAGAUAUCAUUAACUAAAGAAUUUUUAUAUAAGAUUUUUAAUAAAUUGGAAUUGCACAUUACUAGAACUUCCAGUGUGCUGUAAAAUGUGAGCCCUUACAGAUUCUUUUAAAUAGCCUGGUAAAUUUUGUAAUUGAGAAAUCAACAUGAGAAAAUAUAUUUGUGAACAAUUUCCUUUAAAUUGUUUGCUUAGAAAUUAGGCAAGAUGCUCUAAUUGUACAUUCACUGAUAUAAUGGAGCACUCUUGACAUGACAGAGUGGCUUUUCCUUUUGAUUUUUUUAAAAUAAAGCUUGAAGUUCUUGUCAAAACAAAAAUGUAUUGAUACCUAACAACAAGCUGUGGCUAAUGUCUGAUAAAAGGAAAAUAUCCUGUUUUACAGCUUGUAGUGUAAACACACAAACACCCCCCCCCCCAAAAAAAAAGCUUGCUUAGGACACAAUUCUACACCUGGUUUAGACAGAAAAAAGUCCUCCAGUUCCCAGCAUGCCCCAAGUGGAGCAUGCUGGGAGUUGUAAGACUUUUUCCUAUCCAAACUUGCAUAGGAUUGGCCUUUAGUAACUUGCAUAGCAUUAGCUUCAGAAUUGUUCUACAAAUAAUAUUACAGAUUUGAGAGAUGGAGGUAGGAUUGUAACUAUGGGAGAAAGUGGAAAUGUGCUCUUUUAGACCCCACUAUUUUGUGUAUUGCCUUAGUUUUACACAGUUCCUCCACUGUGCUGAUUUGCAUUAAGAUCACAUUGCUAGUACAUACCAUGCUUACUGAUGCUGAAAUUACUAUUGCUAGGGUUUCUUGUUCUGUUUUGCUUCAUAGAUAUGAUUUCAUUUUUCAAAGCAUAGACAUGCAUCUAACCUCAGUCACUUUAUUAUGACUAUUUAAGACAAGCAUUUAAUUAGUAAGAACUGCAGCUGAGAUUACAGUAUUCCAAGUAUGUUUGAUCUUUUCUUGUCUAUCUUGUGGUUUUGCCCUGCUUUGUACCUCACAUUCCUUGACCUUUGCUGGGGCUUCUGUAGCCUGUCGGACUAAAGAUCAUCUGUAUACCAGCAUAAGUGAGCAGGAGAGCUGUUCUUGGACAUUGCCAUUUCAGGUUGCAAGAAAGAACCAUAUUCCAGUGUUUCUCCUUAAGGAGAACUUCCUUGCAUGCAUAUGGUAGGGAGAUUUUAACCAGACCAUUUCCCUAAAAUCCUAAUUUCUCAAAGGAGGAUGUUUAAUGGAGCAUUAAAAGAUGCACCCUCUGUAUUUGUAUAUUGAAGCAAUACAGUUCAGGAAAAGCUACAUCAUUUGAAUGCUGAAUAGAACUUGGUCCGUUGAAACAGUACAGUCAAAGCAUUUAUAGUUAAAAGUUUCCCUGCUGAGAUAUUUUAGUAGUGGGGACCUCUGCUAGAACUCUGCACAAGUUGGUGAAUGUGGAUUCUGAAUAUGUAACCAGUAUGCAGAAUCUAGCAGAGCACUUAUGCCAAUGCCAUUCUUUUUUGUGCUACUGAUCCUCUUCAGGGGAUGAGUCCUGCUAAUUGCAUUGCACAAAUGGGACCCACCCACACAAGGGAGACUUAGCACUUAACAAAAGUCCUGAAAUAAGCAGGAAUGCUCCUUUCUGGAAAAAGGAGGUCCAGCAGCACUCCUUUAUGCAAGCUCCAUUCACUUGCCUCAUUCUAGAAACAAAAUGAUUCUGCUUGUUUUGGGUUGCCUUGUAAGCAUUAAAUUACCGUUACACAAGUGGUGUAGACCUGCUGUGCAAUAUGGGGGUAUAAGUGCCCUGUAAGAUUCUACUGUUUCUCAAUGUAUGUCCUGUUUUUACUGGAGAAUACUCUUCUGUAUAAAUAUUUGCUCCAAGAAGAAAAUACUCUGACAUUGUUCAAUCACUUUCUAAUAACGUGUGCAAGUUUUCAGAACUGUGUUUUCUUAACAGGAGGUAAUCUACUCAACUGUGUUUCUUAUAGAAUAGUCACUGCAUAGAUAUAUGGUAUUUCUCAAAAAUAAAAGUACAAAUAGAAGUUUUGAUUUACUAUAUCAGUUUAAAGAAUUUGUGAAACUACCGAAAUCAAAAUGGUAAUUCUGGUAAAAUAAGGAUGUUUAGUUCACUAUGGAAUUUGACAUCUAACAUUUGCCAAAAAUCAAAUUUUGAUAUCUAAUAUAGAUCACUUUUAAUUAAAAUAUUUGUGUGAAAUACUUAAUUGCCAAAUUAUUAAUUGUAUAUCACAACCCAACUGCUGUGACAAUAAAGGUAAAACUGAUGGCUUCAUUGGAAAUUUUGCCCUGAUAAGAGUGUAGCUUUUGGGUUUUCCUGAAGUAUUGUAUAAUGUCCAAUGCAGUGAUUUGUUGAAGGAAUACUGUAUUCUGUGACUUGUAUUUUAUAGGUUAAUUGUUUGCCUUAAUGAAGUGUAUUGAACUUCAUUAAACAGCAAAACGCAUCUUUUUAUAAAUAGGUGCUAUUGAUCCUCAAAUAUAGUUACAUAUAAGAAUGUAUGUAUAGGAUGUUAAUGAAGCCAUAUGUUUAGGUCAAGAUAUUUUAUAAAGUACUACUUUAAUUUGGCUUUCCUUUAUCCUCAGUUGUAGAAAUCCAUGGUUAAAUCUUGAUUUUGUAUUACCUGUUUACAGUAAGAAAUCUGUUGUUGAACUGGCCUUCUUGUAGUUGAUCAUUGUAAUCUUUCUGUUACUGUGGAAUAAAUUCUGAACAAUCAA
Varanus komodoensis (Komodo dragon) is the source of this 3984-nucleotide messenger RNA. RefSeq names its product lysophospholipase 1 (gene LYPLA1). Bases 32 to 736 code for a protein of 234 amino acids. Gene Ontology annotation, biological process: protein depalmitoylation. The transcript has 9 exons. Gene Ontology annotation, molecular function: palmitoyl-(protein) hydrolase activity; carboxylic ester hydrolase activity. The record is from RefSeq and is a predicted model, not a curated record. NCBI's taxonomy places the organism in Eukaryota, Metazoa, Chordata, Lepidosauria, Squamata, Varanidae. Gene Ontology annotation, cellular component: cytoplasm.